UGCGGCCGCAGCGGGGCGGUGCGGCUGCCGGCCCUGCCCUUCCCGCUGUGGGCGGUGGCGGCGGCCAUUGGCCAGGGCCGGUUCCGACAUGGCGGCGAGCGCGGUGUCCAACCCGUCCCAGCUCCUGCCACUCGAACUUGUGGACAAGUGCAUCGGUUCACGCAUUCACAUCGUGAUGAAGAGCGACAAAGAAAUCGUUGGGACACUUCUAGGAUUUGAUGACUUCGUCAAUAUGGUGCUGGAAGAUGUUACAGAAUUUGAGAUCACACCUGAGGGCAGAAGAAUCACAAAGCUGGACCAGAUUCUGCUCAAUGGAAAUAACAUAACUAUGCUGGUUCCUGGAGGAGAAGGACCUGAAAAAUCCAAGUGCUUAAUCAUACUGCACUGUCUUCCUGUGGAUGCUGAUCUUCUCCAGAAUGCUAUUCAGGGUGCUACCACAUUACUGAUUAAAAAGAGUGGCCUUCAGCAGCCGUUAACUGCAAAGUGAUUUGGCAAGUCCUGCUGUCACCUGCAUUCCGCUGGCAUUCCAUUUGGUGAAGAACUUGAUGUGGCAGCAGCCCCUGCACAGGAAGAGGAAAACACAGGUUAUAAGGAUUUAUAAAUAAGUAGAUAAAAUGUUUUUCCAUUCAGUAA
Vidua macroura (Pin-tailed whydah) is the source of this 633-nucleotide messenger RNA. RefSeq names its product LSM5 homolog, U6 small nuclear RNA and mRNA degradation associated (gene LSM5). The record is from RefSeq and is a predicted model, not a curated record. The transcript has 7 exons. Bases 89 to 487 code for a protein of 132 amino acids. Gene Ontology annotation, biological process: mRNA splicing, via spliceosome. Gene Ontology annotation, cellular component: Lsm1-7-Pat1 complex; U4/U6 x U5 tri-snRNP complex; U6 snRNP. Gene Ontology annotation, molecular function: RNA binding. NCBI's taxonomy places the organism in Eukaryota, Metazoa, Chordata, Aves, Passeriformes, Viduidae.